Penicillium griseofulvum is the source of this 1047-nucleotide messenger RNA. RefSeq lists its product as uncharacterized. Lineage: Eukaryota; Fungi; Ascomycota; Eurotiomycetes; Eurotiales; Aspergillaceae. Bases 1 to 1047 code for a protein of 348 amino acids. The record is from RefSeq and is a predicted model, not a curated record. The transcript has 2 exons.
AUGGACGAUACCAUGAAUACAAUCCCCCAAACCUGGUGUUUUAUACUGAGAUACGAGAGACUUGAACUCAUGCUAGCCUGCAUGAAGGAAAUAACAACGCCCUUCAUCUCACAGUCAUGUCUUAACCUUCUCCGGAUUGACCUCAAUCAUCUAGACAUGACUUCUGGCAAAACAUCCUCUUCUGUUACGCGGUAUUUCAUGCCACGGACAGACACUCCCAGGAUAGAGAAGAUACGUCCAGAUCCGAGCUGGGAUUGGUUUCUAUCUCAAAAAGGCAACUAUGGCAGAGGAGCGCACAGUGCAAAUUAUUUGCUUCAGCGGGUGUUCAUGGACUACCAGGACUGGAGUAUUCCGGAGUUUUGGCCUCAGCUUGAUGGGAAAAGCGGGGGAAAAGAGAAUUAUAAGGAUUCUACUGUCCAGGAAUCGGGUCGCCUUGAUAGCGCUAAGGAUGACAAGGUGUGCGACAAACCAGAUGAUAGAGCAGUCUGCGAGAGUGGGGAAAUAAAUAGUGACAAGGUUAAAGAAGGGGAGAUUAGGGACCAUGGAAAAUAUGAUGAUAAUUGUGAAGAUUGCAAUAAGAGCGAAGAGAGCUGUGGCGAAGAUUGCAAACCAAGCGAUGGAGGUCACGACGAAAGCCAGGAAACUGACAAGGAUGCCGAUGACCAUGAGAUGGUGAUCUUAAAUUCUUUGGACCUGGACAUCCGCAAUUACCAAACAGACGACUGGUUAGUCUACUGGUACCAAAGACUAUACGAUAUCGAUCUCCCAGACAAAAAACACGGAAUCAGUAUCGCCAGGACAAUGGAGCGAGAUCACCCGCACAAGUGCCACGCAUGGGCUCUGGCAGAUGUGAGCUUAUGUGGUCACGAUCGCCCCUCGACUGCUGAGCUCAUAGCUCUAGUUAGCUGGGGGUUGAGAGGCAUGUCACGCCAAAUAGAAUUACUCGCCAAUGGAAUCGAGCCAGAGGAUGUCCAUAUGCUCAGUGAGGUUUUCCCGGUACGUUUGAUUCACUCCCACCACCCCGUUGUGCAAAAUGAAUUAUACUGA